Molecule: messenger RNA, 1788 nt
Organism: Exophiala bonariae
Lineage: Eukaryota; Fungi; Ascomycota; Eurotiomycetes; Chaetothyriales; Herpotrichiellaceae
Exons: 5
Coding region: 1-1788 (595 amino acids)
Source: RefSeq, a predicted model, not a curated record
AUGCCUUCUUCCGAGUCCCCGCAUGCUCCAACAGUCAACAGAGCUCACAAUCCCCAGAGUGAUGGCAUCGAGACUGCCAAGUAUGAUCCCAAAGAUCAGCCGGUGGAGAACUUUCGUCCAAUGAAAGUCAUAACGAUCGGCGCAGGGUUUUCAGGCAUAUAUCUGAGUGUUCGUAUGCCGGAAUGGCUCCGCAAUGUCGAACUGGUGGUCUAUGAGAAAAAUGAUGGACUCGGCGGUACGUGGUGGGAGAAUCGAUAUCCUGGCUGCGCCUGUGAUAUUCCAGCACAUUCGUACGUCUAUUCGUUCGAAGAGAACCCGGGCUGGUCCAGCUUCUAUGCACCCUCGCGCGAAAUUCAAAAGUAUCUCCAGAACGUCGCAGACAAGUAUUCAGCUGGCCGCUUUAUCAAACUUGGUCAUAAGGUUGUCGGCUGUACUUGGGACGCUGCAGAAUCGAAAUGGAAAGUCGAUGUUCAGAAGAUCGCCACCGGUGAAAUAUUUUCCGAUGAAGCAGACGUAGUAAUCGCAGCUCGUGGCGGUCUUAAUGACUACAUCUGGCCAAAGAUUGAUGGACUGUGGUCUUUUAAGGGGAAAAUUGUUCACUCGGCAAAUUGGGAUGAAUCGUUUGACUACUCGAAGAAGAGAAUUGGUGUCAUCGGAGGGGGCAGCAGUGCCAUCCAGAUCGUCCCACAACUACAGAAGCUUGUUGGCACACAGUUGAGUUGUUUCAUCCGAAGCAAGACGUGGAUUUCCACCACUUUCGGUGCAUCUGCAAUGCAGAAAUUGGGUCUUGAUCAUGAAGAAUUUACGGAGGAGGACUACGAGAAAUACAUGUCAGACCCGGAAAAGUAUCAUGCUUUCCGCAAAUCAAUCGAGAGUGAGGGCAACGCCAUGCAUCCAUUUUCUCUCCAAGGCUCGCCGAUGUCGAAUUUCGCCCGUGAUGCUUUCACUCAGCUCAUGACGAGUCGUCUUGCCAGAAAACCGGAGUUGGCAGAAUUCCUUAUCCCUAGCUUUGCUCCAGGUUGCCGCCGCUUGACUCCCGGCGAAGGAUUUCUCGAAGCCUUGACGGAAAACAAUGUCGAGUUUAUCAACACACCAAUCCACGCAGUGAUGGAAACCGGUGUCGUUCUAGAGGGUGGACGACUAGUUGAGCUUGAUGUUCUUGUCUGUGCAACGGGAUUCAAUCCCGCCGCCGCACCACCGUUCCCUGUUGUUGGCAUCGAUGGUAAAACUUUGGGUGAUAGAUGGGAACCGUAUCCCGAGGCGUAUAUGAGUGUGGCAGUUGAUGGGUUCCCAAACUACUUUACCAUGUUGGGCGCGAACGCCGGCGUUGCGAGUGGCAGUCUCACCAAAAUCAUUGAGAGUGUGGGCGACUACAUCAUCAAAUGCGUCCGCAAGCUUCAGAAAGAGGACAUCAAAUCCAUGUGCAUCUCUCCUCGUGCGAUCAGGAGUUGGAUCAACUUUGUCGAGGUCUACUUCCGGAAGACCGUCUUCCUAGACAAUUGUCACACCUGGUACAGGAAGAACAACCGGAUUAUAGGCCUCUGGCCUGGCAGUACCUUGCAUGCAGUCGAAUCUCUCCGGUCUCCCAGAUGGGAGGACUUCGAGUAUGACUACGGCGAGAACGCGGAGGACGGCCGACUGCUGCGUUGGCUGGGCAAUGGUUGGUCGGAGCUUCAACUCAACGGAGGUGACAUCUCAUUUUAUAUCGAGCCUGAUUACGUGGAUAAACCCUUUGCGCCUUUGCCAGAGAAGACACAGAAGUGGAAUUAUCGCUCUUUCUCCUAUUGA